This is a messenger RNA of Thamnophis elegans (Western terrestrial garter snake), 2215 nucleotides long. RefSeq names its product coiled-coil domain containing 6 (gene CCDC6). NCBI's taxonomy places the organism in Eukaryota, Metazoa, Chordata, Lepidosauria, Squamata, Natricidae. Bases 108 to 1505 code for a protein of 465 amino acids. The transcript is spliced from 9 exons. The record is from RefSeq and is a predicted model, not a curated record.
GGCCGCGCAGGGGCGGCAGGCGGAGCGGCGGCGACAGAAGCGGCGGCAGAAGCAGCGAGAAGGGCUCCUGGCACGGCCUCCUUCCCUCCCUCCCUCCCAGGGCCGGCAUGGCCGACAGCGCCAGCGAGAGCGACACGGACGGAGGCGGGGGCGUCGGAGCCUCCGAGGCGGCCUCUUCGGGGCCCGGCGGGGGCUCGUCGUCGUCGUCUGGGCCGAGCCCCCCCGGCGGCGGCGGCGGAGUGGGGGCGCCGGGCAAGGCGGGGGGCAUCGUGAUCUCUCCGUUCCGCCUGGAGGAGCUGACCAACCGGCUGGCGUCGCUGCAGCAGGAGAACAAGGUGCUGAAGAUCGAGCUGGAGACCUACAAGCUCAAGUGCAAAGCGCUGCAGGAGGAGAACCGCGACCUGCGCAAGGCCUCCGUCACCAUCCAAGCCCGAGCAGAGCAAGAAGAAGAGUUCAUCAGUAAUACCCUGUUUAAGAAGAUUCAAGCUUUGCAGAAGGAGAAGGAGACGUUGGCCGUGAAUUAUGAAAAGGAGGAGGAGUUUCUCACGAAUGAACUCUCCAGGAAGCUGAUGCAGCUGCAGCAUGAGAAGGCAGAGCUGGAGCAGCAUCUGGAGCAGGAGCAGGAGUUCCAAGUCAACAAGUUGAUGAAGAAAAUCAAAAAACUGGAAAAUGACACUAUUUCCAAGCAGCUCACUCUGGAACAGCUAAGACGCGAGAAGAUUGAUCUGGAAAACACACUUGAACAAGAACAAGAAGCCCUCGUGAACCGUCUCUGGAAGAGGAUGGACAAACUUGAAGCUGAAAAAAGAAUUCUCCAGGAGAAACUGGACCAGCCCGUUUCUGCUCCUCCAUCGCCAAGGGACAUAUCAAUGGAAAUAGACUCUCCAGAAAAUAUGAUGCGGCAUAUCAGGUUUCUGAAGAACGAGGUAGAGAGGUUAAAGAAACAGCUCCGAGCAGCACAGCUACAGCAUUCAGAGAAGAUGGCCCAGUACCUGGAGGAGGAACGUCACAUGCGGGAAGAGAACCUGAGGCUCCAAAGGAAACUGCAGAGGGAGAUGGAGCGAAGAGAAGCCUUGUGCCGGCAGCUGUCUGAAAGUGAAUCCAGUCUGGAAAUGGACGAUGAAAGAUAUUUUAAUGAAAUGUCUGCGCAAGGAUUAAGACCUCGCACUGUGUCCAGUCCAAUUCCAUACACACCUUCUCCAAGUUCCAGCAGACCCAUCUCACCAGGUCUCUCAUAUACAAGUCACACCGUUGGCUUCACUCCCCCAACUUCACUCACCAGAGCUGGAAUGUCUUAUUAUAACUCUCCUGGCCUUCACGUGCAGCAUAUGGGACCAUCCCACAGCAUUACGAGGCCUUUGCCGCGAAGAAGCAACAGUCCGGACAAGUUCAAGCGCCCCACGCCCCCUCCCUCUCCGAACACGCAGGCCCCACUGCCUUCGGCACCCCCGCCUCCCCCUCCGCCUCCCCAGCCGGCUCCUUUCCAGCCCUCUACUCAGCCUUAGUGCCCUGGCCAGUGAUCCUGCCUUCAGAGUUGGACUCAUCCCCCGGAGCAGUUUACUACAAGCCAAAGGCUUAAACCACAGUCAAUUUAGAGUUGACUUGACUUGCACUGAAGUUGUCGAGGCUUCACCGUUUCAUUGUGUUGUACCAGUUUGCCCAAGGACCUCCUCCGGCGUUAGUGUCUGACCCGCAUCCGAGGCGCUUCCUUCCAGGGAAGGGGGUGGGCAGCGGUGCCUGAGCAUCCCCCCACCCACCCGGGGGGCCCCGUCUGCACAAGAAGCAUCCUCUCUCGGUUACUCCAAAGCUCAGCCAUGAGGGUGAGAUCUGCCGCAUCCAUCUGAAGCAAGCUAACCCCAACCCCGACCCCAUCAGUGUCGACACGGGAGCAUCCAUGUAUGCGCCUGCCGCGGCUGACACACCAGCGCCUGCGUUGGGUAUUGCUGAGCUCCCCGUAGAGCCUCUCCUUUAACACCCCCCACCCCUCCGCUUCCUCCUUUCUGAGAUACAAAAGGGAAAGUGCUCUCUGGUUCUUCCCAACCCCUUGCGUUCUGCGACUAAGGCAGGGGCUCUGCGUUAACAGCUCCCAGGUAUGAUGGUGGGAGUUUCCAGCGCAUACGACAAAUUGGCUCUACAUUUCAGUACAGCUUUUAGUGCGAAAGUGAAAGCCCGACGCCUCAUCUCUCAAAUUGUGUCCCUUAAUUUCCAGACUCAA